Messenger RNA from Drosophila busckii, 2545 nucleotides. Its product is annotated as esterase B1. The record is from RefSeq and is a predicted model, not a curated record. Bases 372 to 2102 code for a protein of 576 amino acids. The transcript is spliced from 4 exons. NCBI's taxonomy places the organism in Eukaryota, Metazoa, Arthropoda, Insecta, Diptera, Drosophilidae.
AGUAGACGAGCAACCCCUGAAUAAAACACAACAAGUCAAAACUGAAGCCAGCUUCUGAUUAACUAGAGCAGCGCUUAAAAAUUAUAUAGAGCGCAUUUCAACGAGGGCGAACAAACUCUGCGUGCGUGUGUUUAUGUGCUUGUGUGCAAAAUUUUAAUUUAAUUCACUAAAGAAACCAACUCUAUUAUAAGUACUUUCUUGCCUUGCGUAUACGCCACAUAAACGUACUUUUGUAUGCUAUAAAACAAUUGCGAUUUUAAUUGUGUGUGUGUGUGUGUGUGUGUGUGUGUAUUACACUAAAUAAUUAAGCGACAUCAGUAAAAAGGAAAACAAUUGCAAUUCGUUCUGACUUAGCGUGCUAACACCACAAUAUGUCAUUCGAUAUAGCUAUUGCGGAUCAGAUGCGCAUUGCAUUAAACUAUGUCAAGUUCAAGACAAAGCAGCAGCGACUGCGCAGCAAGGAUAAGGUGGUGGCAGACACCGUUUAUGGCAAGGUGAAGGGCGUCAAGUGGCGCUCGAUUUAUGGCAACAACUACUGCAGCUUCGAGGGCGUUCCCUUCGCCAAGCCCCCGCUGGGAGAGCUGCGCUUCAAGGCGCCCGUCGAGCCAGAGCCUUGGUCCGAGAUCAAGCGCUGCACUCGGGAGCGCUCAAAGCCCUGCCAGGUGAACUUGGUGCUAAACCAAGUGCAGGGCAGCGAAGACUGUCUAUAUCUCAACGUUCACACAAGAGACCUGCAUCCACAAAAGCCUAUGCCUGUUUUGGUCUGGAUCUAUGGCGGCGGCUUUCAAAUGGGGGAGGCCUCGCGUGAUCUCUACAGUCCAGACUACUUUAUGAUGGAGCAUGUGGUGUUAGUCACCAUCUCUUACCGCGUGGGCGUGCUGGGCUUUCUCACACUGGACGAUGAGCAACUCGAUGUACCUGGCAAUGCUGGCCUCAAGGACCAGGUGCUCGCUUUGCGCUGGGUCAAGCGUAAUUGUCACUUUUUUGGCGGCGAUCCAGACAACAUAACCGUUCUUGGAGAGAGCGCGGGCGGCGCAUCCACACAUUAUAUGAUGCUGACCGAACAAACACGUAAUCUCUUUCACAAAGCCGUGCUCAUGUCGGGCUCAGCGCUUUCGUCCUGGUCGAUGACGCCCAAAAAUAAUUGGGCCUAUCGCCUGGCGCAAGCGACUGGCUUCACGAGUCCGCCGAAUGAUCGCAAUGUACUGAACCAUCUGCGUAGCUGUAAGACAAGCAGCAUGCUGCGCAUGGCCGAGGAGAUCAUUACCAUGGAGGAGCGCCAUCAGCGGAAGCUAAUGUUCAGCUUUGCGCCAACCGUGGAGCCAUAUGAAUCGGCGCACUGUGUGAUACCCAAGCCACCGCUGGAGAUGAUGCGCAACUGCUGGGGCAACGAGAUACCCAUGAUAGUGGGCGGCAACUCUUUCGAAGGCCUUCUCGUCUUUCCCGAGAUUCGCAAGUGGCCAGGGCUGUUGUGCGAACUGGGCGACUGCGAGUUUGUAACUCCCGAGGAUGCCGGCCUCAAUGUGGAACAGCGUCGUGCCUUUGGCAAGCAGCUAAGAGCCGCCUACUUUGGCGACAAGCAACCCAGUCUUGCGACUUUGCUGGAAUACUGUGAUCUCUGCUCGUACAAAUAUUUCUGGCACAGCAUACACCGCACGCUGCUGUCACGCGCCUUGAAUGCCCCCAAGGUGCCAACAUAUUUGUAUCGCUUCGACUUUGAUUCAAAGCACUUUAACAUAAUGCGAAUUAUCACCUGCGGCCGCAAGGUGCGCGGCACGUGUCAUGCCGACGAUUUGUCCUACUUGUUCUACAAUGCGGCAGCCAAAAAACUAAAGCGCCGCACAGCCGAGUUCAAGACCAUAAGACGGCUGGUCUGCAUGCUAGUGCAGUUUUCUGCAACCGGUAAUCCCAGCACACCGCUAGCCGCGCAAGACACCACCGAUGACGAGAAACCGGCUCAGCCCUGGCUGCCCAUAUCACAAGAGGAUGCGGUGUUCAGGUGUCUUAACAUUUCGCACGAUGUUCAGGUGAUGGAUUUGCCCGAAGCCGAUAAGCUGCGUCUCUGGGACAGCAUGUACUUGGACAAGCGUCUGUUGUACUAGGCCCUAACGUCAUAUGCAGCCGUCGUUCGCGUUAUCUCUGCUCUACACUAGGCUAGUAAUCCGGACCGACGGACUGGUCAGCGAGUUGCCCAGAGGUGGCCUCAAAAGCGCAGCCCCAGCGCAAAUCUGUUUGUAAAUAGAGCUCUCUAUAGCCAAGCUAUCGAAAGUAAACAAACACAUGCACAAACUUGUAUGUUAUAUACAGAAUCACUUUCACAUUCGCAUAAUUCACUUACCACACAUUGAACUAGAAAAAGAGCCUUCAAUUUUUUGUGGCCGCCUUGGGCUAUUUAUAUGCUAUUUGCAAUGUUAUCAAAUGGCAAUAUGCAAACACAGCAUAGAAUUUGUACAAAGUUUCGGAUAUUUAAACCUAUUUUUUAUAAACUAACAAGCUUAAGAGGAUAUUUUUUAUUAAAUAUGAAAAGUGCAAUCAACUAAUAUUU